UCUCCUCCUCAUUUCUCUUUUUAGCUAUUAAUCAUUGUGCACCACUGAAUUCUAGGGUGUUUUAAUCCAUUUGCAGAGGUCCUGCUAUGAAUCUCUAAGUGGGAUUCUCUUGUUGGGAAAUUCAGACUUGAUCUGCUGCAUGAAUGGCUCUUCUUCUCUGAAUUUCUUGACUGCCAUUUCCAGUCCCUCAAUGGAGGUUCCAGAUAUGACGGGGGCAAAGAAGGAUGAAAGUCAAUUGAUUUCAGCUGCUGCUUUUGUGGAAGGGGGAAUACAAGAUUCAUGCAGUGAAGCCUGUAGCAUAUGCCUUGAGGAUUUUUGUGAAAGUGAUCCUUCAGUGCUGACAACUUGCAAGCAUGAAUUUCACUUCCACUGCAUUCUCGAAUGGUGCCAGAGAAGUUCCCAAUGUCCGAUGUGUUGGCAAGCCCUAAGCUUGAAGGAUCCUUCCAGUCAAGAAUUACUUGAGGCAGUGGAACAGGAGAGGAGCAUUAGGGCCUCAGCAAGACAUGCAACUGUAUUUCAUCAUCCCACCCUUGGCAAUUUUGAAGUGCAGCAUUUACCAGAUGGUAUUAUUGAUGCUGAACUUGAAGAGCGUAUCAUCCAGCACUUGGCAGCUGCUGCUUCAAUGGGAAGGACUCACCACAUUGGUAGAAGGGAAGGCCAGAGGAGCCGGUCAUCUGUUCGUGGUCAUCCACACUUCUCAGUGAUUUCAACUCACCCUGGUGCACAUUCCCUUGGUCAGGUUUCUGCCUCGGGUGAGGAGAGUGAACCAGCUAUCAUAACUGCUGCAAGUCCAUCUACCCCACUUACUUCAGGUGGAGAUGAAUCAUCACAUUGGAGUUCACAAGUUCCUUCUGUUCAAACUGAUGGAUUUUCUUCCUCCCCAUCUGGGCCGACACUCAUGCAACCAAAUCAUCUAGGAAUUCCCUCUAGUCACUGGAGCUCUACUAGUCAUUCCUCACCAAUGAAUCAGGAAACAGCAGGACCAUCAGAUAUUCAAUCUAUUUCAGAGUCUCUGAAAUCAAAAUUUAAUGCCAUGUCAAUGAAAUACAAGGAGUCAUUUUCAAAGAGUACAAGAGGAUGGAAGGAUAGGCUGUUCUCUCGUAGCCCUUCUAUGUCAGAACUUGGUUCUGAAGUCCGGAGAGAAGUCAAUGCUGGAAUUGCUAAUGUAUCUCGAAUUAUAGACCGCCUUGAGACCAGAGAUACUAGUAGAGUUGGCCAGGAUCCUGUAGCAAAUCAAACAGCUGAUGGUUCUUUGACAAACCGAGGUAACCAGAACAGCUCUAAAAGACAUGGGGAAACUCUGACAGACAACAUUAGGCCUUCGACACCCUGUGCUGCAGACAUGACAUGCUGAGCUUGAGAUGCAUUCUGCGAGUGAAGUUGUAUAAGGAAGGGCAAGUCUUGAGAUGAGGGUUCCAUCUGGACAGUCGACAUAUAUAAGGGGGUUUAUUUGUCUGUAAAUAUAUUUCUAUAUAUAAACCAAUAUGUAGCGCUUUAAGUAUGUCUGGAUGGUCUGGUACUCUGGUUUGACGUUUGAGACUUCUUUUCAAUUAUAUAACUUCACCGUAAAGCUGCAGAGCAAUAUGCCAAUACGCAUAAAUAAGUAUCCUCUACUAUUAAGGAAGAGUGCUCAAUCUAAAUUGGGUUUUGAA
Molecule: messenger RNA, 1652 nt
Organism: Argentina anserina (silverweed cinquefoil)
Lineage: Eukaryota; Viridiplantae; Streptophyta; Magnoliopsida; Rosales; Rosaceae
Product: E3 ubiquitin-protein ligase RHF2A-like
Exons: 9
Coding region: 140-1354 (404 amino acids)
Source: RefSeq, a predicted model, not a curated record